GUUUGCACCCAAAAUUUAGCUCCAAAAUGGGGACCAUCAAGUGGGCCAUCGCUGCGGCCUGUGCACUAUUGUGCAUACAGGUGACGUUCGCGCAAUAUCUUUCCAGCUGUAAAACUCCCGACGGGGAAGCUGGGACGUGUGUGCUAGUACGCGAGUGUCCCUUCGUUCGGGCCGUGUUGAAGAAGCAGCAUCUAAGCAAUAACGAUAUCCGCUACGUGGAAGCCGUCCGGUGUGGGACGCUGGAAACACUGGCCCUGGUCUGCUGCAAUGCCCCGAACGUGACGAAAACGGCGGAGCCGGUGGAUGCGGAAACGAUCGCGGGAUUGGUCGAGAAUCGGUUCAACACACCGGAGGAGAAGCGUGAGCUACUACCGGCCGUAUGUGGAGUUGAUGGCAAUCGGGGUCCAUUGCCUGGCGAGCAGGCGGUUUUGUUCCAUCACCCGUGGAACGUACUGAUACGUCACCGUACGAAAGAGGGAGAUACUCGUUUCCACUGCGGAGGAGCCUUGAUAAGUGAUCGAUACGUGCUAACUGCGGCCCGGUGCAUUAUGGGGAUCAAGAAAACAUGGACGGUCGAGUCGGUCCGUGUUGGUGACUGGGAUUUACAGAACGAAGUAGACUGUGCAAAGACUGACGACCUCACAGAAUGUGCCGAACCAGCUCAGGACGUUGGAAUCGCAAAAAUAACGAUACACUCAAACUACACCGGCACCGGAACACCGGCGGUAAAGCACGACAUCGCGCUCCUUCGUCUGGCCCGGAAGGUACCGACGAGUUCCUCGGUCGCACCGAUCUGCUUGCCGCUCGAUCCUGAGGUACGCCGACAGGUGGAUCUCGAGAACGGCCGGUUCGUGGAAACCGGUUGGGGUAAAACCCCGGACGCCACCGGUAGUGACAACAAAAUGAACGCCUACUCGAUCGGAGUCUCGAGGGACGAGUGUCGUAGCAAGUAUCCCCAUGCCAACAUUGACGAAGGGCAAGUAUGUGCCAAACCGGAACGGGCCGUCGACACGUGCCGGGGAGAUUCCGGUGGACCACUGAUGUAUGGACACUCGGGGACUUUGUAUCUCAUGGGAAUCGCAAGCUUCCGGAAGGAGUGUGCCAAUGUUGGCGAGCCGGCGGUCUACACCAACGUAGGCGGACUGGUCGACUGGGUCAUCGACAAUCUGGAGCCGUAAAACCGACCGCGUGGAGAACCGACUGGACGUUCCGGUUCCGUGUCGAGCGCUGGAUUUACUGUGGCAAACAAAUUGAAUAAUAAAAA
Molecule: messenger RNA, 1264 nt
Organism: Anopheles coustani
Lineage: Eukaryota; Metazoa; Arthropoda; Insecta; Diptera; Culicidae
Product: CLIP domain-containing serine protease B4-like
Exons: 5
Coding region: 27-1178 (383 amino acids)
Biological process (GO): proteolysis
Molecular function (GO): serine-type endopeptidase activity
Source: RefSeq, a predicted model, not a curated record